Molecule: messenger RNA, 2865 nt
Organism: Cicer arietinum (chickpea)
Lineage: Eukaryota; Viridiplantae; Streptophyta; Magnoliopsida; Fabales; Fabaceae
Product: cation/H(+) antiporter 20-like
Biological process (GO): proton transmembrane transport; regulation of pH
Cellular component (GO): membrane; endomembrane system
Molecular function (GO): antiporter activity
Source: RefSeq, a predicted model, not a curated record
AAGUCCAAAUAUCCCAAAUAACUCUCCUUCAGACUUCAGUGUGACUUCCUCUAUAAAUAAGCCUCCUCUACACAAAUAUCCCAAAUAACUCUCCUAUAAAUAAGCCACAAAUAUCCCAAAUAACUCUCCUUCAGACUUCAUCAGUUACGUUCAGUGUGACUUCCCACACUUCCCAAUAAAACACUCCUUCAGUUCAGUUUAAUGUGAUUUCCCCUUCAGCUAGGUUCAGUUUUCUUGUUCCCAAAAAAAACUCAUAAUUAAACCACCAUAAAAUUUAUGCGAUAAAAAAUGCCGGUGAACAUAACCUCCAUCAAAACAUCCUCCAAUGGAGUUUGGCAAGGAGAUAAUCCCCUCGAUUACGCUUUCCCUCUCCUCAUCGUUCAAAUCACUGUAGUCCUCUUUGUUAGCCGCUCCCUCGCUCUCCUCUUCAAACCUCUCCGCCAACCCAAAGUCAUUGCUGAGAUUGUCGGUGGAAUUCUGUUAGGUCCAUCAGCACUUGGAAGGAACAAAAGCUAUUUGCACCGCAUAUUUCCGUCAUGGAGUACACCAACGCUAGAAUCCGUUGCAAGCAUUGGUCUUCUCUUCUUCCUCUUCCUCGUUGGUCUCGAAUUAGAUCUCAAUUCCAUUCGCCGUAGCGGUAAAAGAGCAUUCAGCAUAGCAGCUUGCGGAAUCUCCCUUCCAUUCGUCUCCGGCAUCGGCGUUGCAAUCGUCCUCCGCAAAACCGUCGAUGGAGCCGAUAAAGUCGGAUUCGCUCAAUUUCUCGUUUUCAUGGGAGUCGCGCUUUCAAUAACCGCAUUUCCAGUUCUGGCACGAAUCCUCGCUGAACUCAAACUCCUAACAACGCGCGUGGGCGAAACAGCGAUGGCAGCAGCAGCAUUCAACGACUUAGCCGCGUGGAUUUUACUCGCUUUAGCAAUCGCAUUAGCUGGAAAUGGCGCUGACGGUGGUGACAGUAAAAGCCCUCUGGUUUCCGUUUGGGUUCUUCUGUCAGGAGCCGGCUUCGUUGCUUUCAUGAUGGUUGUUAUAAGUCCGGUAAUGAAGCGCGUGGCUCAAAGAUGCUCAGCGGAAAAUGAAGCCGUUAACGAAGUUUAUAUAUGUUUGACUCUAGCGUGUGUAAUGGUUUCAGGAUUCGUAACGGACUUCAUAGGGAUUCACUCAAUAUUCGGGGCAUUUGUUUUUGGGUUGACUAUUCCGAAGAGUGGGAAUUUUGCGGAGAGGUUGAUAGAGAGAAUAGAGGAUUUUGUUUUGGGUUUGUUACUUCCACUUUACUUUGCUUCGAGUGGGUUGAAAACUAAUGUGACUAAAGUUUUGAACGACGAAAUAUUUGCAAUCUUGGUACUCAUGGCUCUGUUCACAACCUUCAUCACAACCCCACUAGUGAUGGCAAUCUAUAAACCAGCUCGUGGCAUCGCAACAAAAACUAUCCGCAAACUAGGUGACAUGUCCUCACAUUCUAAAGACAAAAACGUUGUGGAUCAGCUUCGUGUCCUAGCAUGUAUCCACGGUCCAAGCAACAUUCCCUCAAUUAUCAGCCUCAUUGAAUCAACUCGUAGCACAAAAACUUCCCUCCUCAAAGUCUUUAUCAUGCACCUUGUUGAGCUCACCGAACGUUCAUCUUCAAUCAUCAUGGUUCAACGCGCUCGCAAAAACGGUUUUCCUUUCUUCAACCGGUUUAACCGCGACCAAUGGUAUAACCGUCUUGCUGGGGCUUUUCAGGGCUAUAGUCAAUUGGGCCGGGUCAUAGUCCGGUCCACUACGGCAAUCUCAUCUCUAUCCACAAUGCAUGAGGAUAUAUGCCACGUGGCGGAGGAAAAAAGAGUGACAAUGAUCAUUUUACCCUUCCACAAACAUUGGAGAAUGGAAGUGGAUGAGGAAAAUGAAAAUGAGGAACAUGAGGUGUUGGAAAAUGCUGGGCAUGAGUGGAGAGCUGUAAACCAAAGGCUACUUAAGAAUGCUCCUUGUUCUGUGGGCGUGCUUGUUGAUAGAGGAUAUGGGCUUGAGUCGAAGAAUGUGGGCCCAGAUGGAACUGUAACCCAACGGAUAUGUAUUGUGUUUUUUGGUGGGCCUGAUGAUCGUGAGGCUUUAGAGUUGGGGAAGAAAAUGGCUGAGCAUCCGGCAGUUGCAGUGACAGUUGUGAGGUUUGUUGAGCAAGAUGGGGGUUUGACUGGUAAUAACUUUGUUUUACGCCAAACGCCUAACAAAAGUACAGAGGAGAACUAUAGCUUCUCCAUUGCAAAAAUGAACCGACAAAAAGAACAGGAGUUGGAUGAAAAGGCAAUGGAGGAAUUUCGAAGCAAGUGUGGUGAAACGGUGAAGUACAUUGAAAAGGGUAGUAGCAACGUUGUGGAGGAGGUAAUAGUUAUAGGAGAAAAUGGGGAUUACGAUCUCAUAAUUGUUGGAAAGGGACGAUUUCCAUCUACUAUGGUGGCACAACUAGCAGAGAGGGAAGCAGAGCAUGCAGAGUUAGGUCCCAUAGGAGACAUUCUAACAUCCUCAAUACGACACAAAAUGGUGUCAUCAGUGCUUGUUAUUCAACAGCAUGAUGUGGCAUUGACAGAGGAUUCACCAAUGUACAAGGUCAAGGUGCAUGAUGAAAACGUUGCUGAAGUUUCAUCUAACAGGCAUGAGAUCUCCAUAGCAAACGAUAAUGUAGUGUAAUUACCUAUUUUUAAUCAUUUUCUAUCAUCUUUAAUAGUAUUAAAGCAUUCUAUAUUUACCUUAUAUUUUCUGUUAAAAUUAGUCUGCACUGUCAUUGUGUUAUAUAAGAGACGAGACAUCCUAAAGUAGUACCACUAUAUCUUGCAAAAGAGAUAAAGUUCAAAACUAAAAAAGUUCCUCUCUCUCUAAUGAAGUUGUGAUUAUAAA